ACACAACAUACAUUGGAAAUACGAAAUUUACGAACAAUUGGCCAAGAAAACAGAACUACCGAGCGAUAAAACGUGUCCUGCCGGAACUGUAUCGUAUUUACAAGGAUACUCGUUCCCUCAUCCUAAAGCACUAGGGAUAGUAGUAACGCAUUCGCGACAGAAAAAUGGUGUUCGUAAAGUCGUGGGAAGAUUUUGAGAUUGCGGCGGAAAACAUGUACAUGGCGAAUCCGUGCCAGUGUCGGUUUACGAUGAAGUAUACGCAUCAACGAGGUGCUGUUUUGUUGAAGCUUACCGACAAUGCCAAGUGCAUACAGUACAAAACAGAGGUCCUGUCGGAACUGCGACGAAUCGAAAAGUUCUCCGGCAAUCUGAUACAUAUGAUGGCAUCGAAGGAAUAAGAACGGAGUUAAUAGAGGCCGAAUACGACACAUGAGCAAAAGGUGAAAGAUGCUAGGCGAGGGAGUUUAAAUAAAAAAUCAACCGUAUUGUU
Molecule: messenger RNA, 490 nt
Organism: Anopheles moucheti
Lineage: Eukaryota; Metazoa; Arthropoda; Insecta; Diptera; Culicidae
Gene: Srp9
Product: signal recognition particle 9 kDa protein
Exons: 1
Coding region: 165-398 (77 amino acids)
Biological process (GO): SRP-dependent cotranslational protein targeting to membrane; negative regulation of translational elongation
Cellular component (GO): signal recognition particle, endoplasmic reticulum targeting
Molecular function (GO): 7S RNA binding
Source: RefSeq, a predicted model, not a curated record